Clupea harengus (Atlantic herring) is the source of this 656-nucleotide messenger RNA. Its product is annotated as serine protease 57-like. The transcript has 4 exons. The record is from RefSeq and is a predicted model, not a curated record. Lineage: Eukaryota; Metazoa; Chordata; Actinopteri; Clupeiformes; Clupeidae. Gene Ontology annotation, biological process: proteolysis. The coding region runs from base 1 to 507 and encodes 168 amino acids. Gene Ontology annotation, molecular function: serine-type endopeptidase activity.
AUGAAGGAGGGUUCUCAGCAAAGGGUCAAGAUAGCUGCCAUACACAAGAACCCCCUCCAUCUGAACCCUAAGGAACACUUAUAUGACAUCAUGCUUGUGAAGCUGGCUACAAAAGCCAGAGUGAAUGGGAAAGUGCAAGUCCUGGACCUGCCAGCAGAGGGCGCUAAAGGGCUGGAGUGCUCAGUAGCAGGGUGGGGGAUGGCAGCCCCAAAAUCCAGCGCUCAGAGUGUCCUACAGGAGGCAGCAGUUCAGCUGGAUGACCCCAGCCAGUGCAGGUGUCUUUGGCGUGGCCACUACAAUUCUAAACAAAUGCUCUGCAGUUUCACUGGUGGCCGGAGUGGCUUUUGCCAGGGAGAUUCUGGAGGUCCUCUCGUCUGUCAGUCAAAGUUGUAUGGCAUAGUGGCUUACACGGCUACGCGCUGCAACAGCUACCGCUACCCUCAGGUCUACAUGAACGUGUCCUUCUUCCUGCCCUGGAUCCGGGAGGUUCUGGAAGGAAGCGCCUGAUGUUGCAGCAUGCCUCACGGGCCACGGCUCCCAGAGUCUGAGUGGGACGGAGUCAACCCCCAAGUCAUCAUAAUCACACACGUGUAGUAAUGGGAGUGUGUGUGUGGGUGUGUGUGUGUGUGUGUGUGUGUGUGUGUGUGUGUGUGUGU